CAAACGUCGUAGAAACUCUGCCGCCGCAGCUACCCAGUUGAUCAGGCAAGCCCUGCGCACUUGUGCACACCCCGACUUCUCGGCAUCGUGGCUACACACUUCAUUUGCCAUGUCGAACCGGCCGAUCUGUGGAUCAGACACGCCAGAUCCAUGGAUCGUGGCGGCGCACGGCAAAUUCUACCUCACCUUCACCCUCGGCAACCGAGUUGAGAUCUGGCAGUCAGCACAGCUCGAGAACUUUUGGGAGUGCCAGAAGAGUAUCAUCUGGCAACCAACGCCUGGCUCGCAGUGGAGUGCCGACAUCUGGGCACCCGAGCUUCACUAUCUCAAUGGGGUAUGGUACAUCUACACUUGCGCGGCCCCUCCAGGUGUCGGGAACCCAGGCCAUCGCACCGUGCUAUUGAAAUCCUCUAACCCGGACCCUAUGGACCCCAGCGGUUGGCAGUUCCUUGGUCCUCUGCAUGGGAUGCCCGAUCAUUGGGCUAUUGACGCGACGGUCUUCUCGGUCAACGGCCACGACCUUUACUGUUGCUGGUCGGGAUGGCCGCUCGGGGAUCACAGCGACACUCAGCAGGACCUCUUCCUCAUCAAGAUGGCAUCACCCGAAGAGGCCAUCCUAGAUACGCUUGUCUGCAUCUCUAAGGCGGAGCAUUCUUGGGAGCGGCCUGACGACGGGCGGCGAGGCGUGAAUGAGGGACCAACGUGGGUCAACUUUUCUGGGUUCCGCGGCAUCGUCUACUCGGCCCACGGGAGCUGGACCAGCGAUUAUAAAUUGGCCUUGUUGGCCCUGACCGGGCAGGACCCUCUGCGGCCAGAGAGCUGGACCAAGAGGCAGGCACCAUUGCUCGUGAGCGACCGGCACCGAGGCGGCCCCUUUGGUCCUGGUCACGCCAGCUUCCUGCCGAGCCCGUACAACGACGGACGGAUAUUCUGCGUCUAUCACGGGACUGAGAAGGAGGGCGAGGGCUGGAACAAUAGGAAGGCUCGAAUCAUGAGCCUGGGCCAAGAAUGCUUCGGACCCAAUGCCUCACCCGUGUGUUGCUCUUACCAGGGCGGUUUCCCGGGUGUCGGGCCUGCGGGUGGCAACACGCGCAAUAAGGUUGAAGACACGAUUGGCAAGAUUGUGGACAAGGCCCCUUUGCAGGUCCGAGGCCAGCUGCAGGGCAUGUUUGGGAAGGCUAAGAAGUUCUUUUAGUUGUUGUGGGCAUCCUCAACAACUCGAGAUUCGCAUCUUCAGUCAGGAACAAUCUCUUUGAUAGGAUGAAAGGCUUGG
Molecule: messenger RNA, 1273 nt
Organism: Diaporthe batatas
Lineage: Eukaryota; Fungi; Ascomycota; Sordariomycetes; Diaporthales; Diaporthaceae
Exons: 4
Coding region: 110-1195 (361 amino acids)
Biological process (GO): carbohydrate metabolic process
Molecular function (GO): hydrolase activity, hydrolyzing O-glycosyl compounds
Source: RefSeq, a predicted model, not a curated record